AUGGCAACAUCGAUGGAAGCCAAGCACGCCGAAGCGUCCGUUAACGAUGCUGUGGAACACAUCCGCGAGUUUAACGACGAUGAAGUGAUCAAGAACCUCGUCAAGGACGCCAGAACCGCCUCCGACGCUGAGCGUAAGAUUUCGCUGAUGGAGGGUCUCAGGACCUACCGCAAGGCCGUGGCGUGGUCGGUCGCCCUGUCCUCCUGCAUUAUCAUGGAGGGCUACGAUACGCUGCUUAUAGGUAGCUUCUUCGCUAUGCCAUCCUUCAACCGCAAAUACGGCGAGCCGGACGGAAAGGGAGGCUAUACGCUCACCGCACCCUGGCAGAUCGGCCUCACCGCGGGCGUCAGCCUCGGUUCCAUGGCCGGAGUCGCGCUGGGAGGCUGGCUGGCUGGGAAGUUUGGAUACAAACGCAUCAUUGCCUUGGCCCUCUCCAUGAUCACCGGGUUCAUCUUCAUUACCUUCUUUGCCCCGAACCUUAUCGCGCUCCAAAUUGGCCUCAUCCUCUGCGGUCUCCCGUGGGGCAUGUUUCAGUCUGUCACCGUCGCCUACGCGGCCGAGGUCUGCCCGACCAACCUUCGCGGCUACCUGACUAACUACACCAACCUGUGCUGGAUCAUCGGGCAGAUUAUCGGCGCUGGUGUCCUUAAGGGGAUGGAAACCCUCGACAACGAAUGGUCGUUCAGGAUCCCCUUCGCCGUUCAGUGGAUCUGGCCCAUCCCCAUCUUAGUCGCCGUCUGCUUCGCUCCUGAGUCCCCCUGGUGGCUCGUCCGCAAGGGCCGCAUCCAGGAGGCCGAACGGGCACUGAACAAUCUCGGCACCAGCGGCGAGUGGUUUAACGCUAAGGCGACGGUUGCUAUGAUGAUCCACACAAACAAAAUGGAGAUCGAGAACAGGGAGGGAACCAGGUGGCUAGAUGCCUUUAAGGGCGUCAACCUACGUCGUACGGAAAUCGUCUGCGGCAUCUGGGCGACUCACGCUCUGUGUGGCCAGAAGCUCAUGUCGUAUUCCAUCUACUUCUACACCAAGACCGGCUUGGAUCCCUCCAAUGCCUUCUCCCUCAGCCUAGGCCAGUUCGCAAUCGGUUUUGCCGCUUCUGUUCUCUCGUGGGUUCUGUUGGCUCGCAUGGGCCGUCGAACUAUUAUCCUUGCCUCACUCAGCGCCCAGGCGGUUCUUCUUCUUACUAUCGGCUGCCUCGGAAUCCCCGAUGCCUCGGACGCCACCUCGUGGAGUAUAGGCACCCUUAUGCUCGUUUUCAUGUUCAUCUACAACCUCACCGUCGGCCCCGGAACCUACACAAUUGCCGCCGAGAUCCCCUCGACAAGGAUGCGACAGAAAACAAUCGCCCUGGGUAUCAACACCGGCUAUGUCCUCGGCGCCUCCUACACGAAUGUCAUCGGCCUAUACAUGCUCAACUCGGCUGGGUGGGACUGGGGCGCCAAAGCUGGCUUCUUCUGGUUCGUGCACUGCUGCCUGUGCCUCCUGUGGGCUUUCUUCCGCCUCCCUGAGCCCAAGGGAAGAACCUACGCGGAGCUCGAUAUGCUUUUCGAGCAACGAGUCCCUGCGAGGAAGUUUAAGACGGCUGUCGUAGAUCCGUACGCGACUCAGCCGAAUGAAGUGCAGGAGAUUAUUAGCAAGGAGGAGUAG
Clonostachys rhizophaga is the source of this 1647-nucleotide messenger RNA. Lineage: Eukaryota; Fungi; Ascomycota; Sordariomycetes; Hypocreales; Bionectriaceae. The record is from the annotation of a GenBank genome assembly.